GGCAGACAGCAGAGCUCCAGAGAGCAAAGUAGCACAGCAAGCUCGUUAUACAGAACGAGCAGAGCAACUCCACCAAGAGAGAGAAGAGAGUUUGUGCAGAAAGUGAAUCGUGAGAGAUUUUUUUUCCUUCAUGUUUGUAAAAAGGAGAACACUAGUCUGAAAGUCCCCGUCUGAAGCAGUGCAAGAUCAUGCCUGUGAAACGAAGAUACUCUGGAGCCAGCCUGGCAGAGGCAUGCAUCCGAAUACUGCUCCUGUGCGAGGCUGCCUUCAGCGGGUAUGCAACCGCGUGCCCCGCACUUUGCACUUGCAGUGGUACCACAGUGGAUUGCCAUGGGCUGGGGCUCAAAACCAUGCCCAGGAAUGUGCCCCGAAACACAGAGAGACUGGAGCUGAAUGGAAACAACCUCACACGCAUCAACAGGAAUGACUUUUCUGGACUCAAGUACCUGCGAGUUUUGCAGCUCAUGGAGAACCAGAUCGGAACUGUGGAGCGUGGCGCGUUUGAUGACAUGAGAGAGUUGGAGAGACUCCGUCUGAACAGGAAUCGACUUCACCAGCUUCCAGAGCUUCUGUUUCAGAAGAAUGCGGCUCUGUCAAGACUAGACUUGAGUGAAAACCUCAUCCAGGCAAUUCCUCGAAAGGCUUUCCGUGGAGCCACGGACAUCAAGAACCUUCAGUUGGACAAGAAUCACAUCAGUUGCAUUGAGGACGGAGCUUUCCGUGCAUUACGCGGUCUGGAAGUUCUAACGCUGAACAACAACAACAUCAGCAGCAUUCCAGUGUCGAGUUUCAAUCACAUGCCCAAGCUGAGGACCUUCCGUUUGCAUUCCAAUAACCUGAACUGUGGCUGUCAUCUUGCCUGGCUGUCCCAGUGGCUGCGGGAGCGGCCAACCAUCGGUCUGUUCACCCAGUGCAGCUCACCAGCUCACCUGCGAGGACUCAAUGUAGCCGAGGUCCAGAAGCAUGAGUUCACCUGUUCAGGCCAGUCUGAAAAUGCUGCUAAGUCAUGUAGUAUUGCCGCUGGGUCGUGUCCGGCCGUCUGCACCUGCAGUAAUAAUAUUGUGGAUUGCAGAGGGAAAGGACUGACAGCGAUUCCUGCCAACCUGCCCGACAGCAUGGCAGAGAUACGACUGGAACAGAACGGAAUCAAGUCGGUCCCUCCUGGAGCGUUCUCUCCUUACAAGAAGCUGCGUAGAAUAGAUCUGAGCAACAACCAGAUUUCUGAGAUUGCGCCUGAUGCCUUCCAAGGCCUUCGUUCCCUCAAUUCACUGGUUUUGUACGGGAACAAGAUCACUGAUCUGCCCAGAGGAAUAUUUGAUGGACUCUACACCCUACAGCUGCUCCUUUUGAAUGCAAACAAGAUCCACUGUCUUCGUGCCAACACAUUUCAGGACCUGCAGAACCUCUCACUGCUUUCUUUAUAUGACAACAAAAUCCAGACAUUGGCCAAAGGCACUUUCACCUCACUGCGUGCAAUCCAGACCCUUCAUUUGGCCCAGAAUCCUUUCAUCUGUGAUUGUAAUCUCAAGUGGUUGGCUGAUUACCUGCGCUCCAACCCCAUAGAGACCAGCGGCGCCCGAUGCACAAGUCCGCGCCGCCUCACAAACAAACGCAUCGGCCAGAUCAAGAGCAAGAAGUUCCGCUGUUCUACCAAAGAGCAGUAUGUUAUCCCAGGAACAGAAGACAACAGACUAAAUAAUGACUGUAAUAAUGACCCAGUCUGCCCAGCCAAAUGCCGCUGUGAGUCUAACGUGGUGGACUGCUCGAACCUGCGACUAAGCCGAAUCCCUGAGCACAUCCCAGCGUCCACCACUGAACUUCGCCUCAACAAUAAUGAGAUCACAAGUAUUGAAGCCACGGGUGUAUUCAAGACGCUUUCACACCUUAAGAAAAUAAACCUUAGCAACAAUAAGAUCUCUGAGAUAGAUGACAGAGCGUUUGAGGGGGCGUCUUCUGUCAGCGAACUACACCUGACGGCUAACCAGCUAGACUCAGUGCACAGUGCCAUGUUCAGAGGUCUGGACGGCCUGCGGAUGCUAAUGCUGCGAAACAAUCGGAUCCGCUGCAUUCACAACAACAGUUUCACUGGCUUACACAAUGUCCGCCUGCUGUCCCUCUACGACAACACGUUGACGACCAUCCCUCCCGGAGCCUUCGACACGCUUCAGAGCCUCUCGACCUUAAACCUUCUUGCCAACCCCUUCAACUGUAACUGUCAGCUGGCAUGGCUGAGCAACUGGCUGAGGAAUCGCAAGAUCGUCACAGGAAACCCGCGCUGCCAGCGGCCAGCGUUCCUCAAGGAGAUUCCCCUGCAGGACGUGGCAUUACCUGAUUUCCGCUGUGAAGAAGGUCGUGAGGAAGUGAGCUGUACUCCACCCGUCCAGUGUCCCAGCGAGUGUACCUGUCUGGAGACGGUGGUGCGCUGUAGCAACAAACAUCUACAGGUCUUACCCAAAGGCAUUCCUCGCAACGUCACAGAGCUGUACCUGGAUGGAAACCAGUUCAGCAUUGUGCCGAAGGAGCUCUUCACCUUCAAAAAUCUGCAGCUGGUAGAUCUGAGUAACAACAAAAUCAGCACCUUGACUAAUUCAUCGUUUGCCAACAUGAGUCAACUUACUACCUUGAUUCUGAGCUAUAAUGCUCUUCGUUGUAUCCCGACUCUUGCCUUCGGGGGUCUUCGAUCUCUCCGUUUGCUGUCUCUGCAUGGUAAUGACAUCUCAGAGCUGCCUGACGGGAUCUUCAAUGAUGCUGCAUCACUGUCACAUCUGGCGAUUGGGGCAAACCCUUUAUACUGUGAUUGCCGACUGCGUUGGCUCUCUGAUUGGGUGAAAACUGGUUAUAAGGAGCCUGGCAUUGCUCGCUGUGUCGGCCCACAUGGCAUGGAGGGCAAAUUACUGCUAACCACCCCUGCCAAGAGGUUUGAAUGUCAAGGUGAGGCAGACACUGCUAUACUAGCAAAGUGUAAUCCAUGCAUGUCUAAUCCGUGUCUGAACCAUGGCACCUGUGUGACACAUCAGGCAGAAGGCUACAGCUGCAGCUGUUUAGAGGGUUAUAAGGGCAAGAACUGUAAAACAGUGCUGAACGCUUGUGUCAGUGAGCCCUGUAAGAAUGGAGGAACAUGUCACAUGUCUGAAGAAGAGUAUGAAAGCUAUAGCUGUGCCUGUGCUGCAGGCUUUGAAGGUCCCACGUGUGAGACAGACGUUGAUGAGUGUAAAGAUAAUGAAUGUCAGAAUGGAGCGACCUGCAUAGAUGGCCUCAACAAUUACACCUGUUUAUGUGCCCCUUUUUACACAGGGGAGAUGUGUGAGGAGAUGGAGGACAUGUGUGCUCCUGGCCGCAGUCCCUGCAAACAUCAGUCCACCUGCUUCGUCACAGUCACUGGCCCAAAGUGUAUCUGCGCACCCGGUUUUGUGGGUGAUGACUGCAGUGUGAAGUACGAUGACUGUAAGGAACAUAGGUGCCAGAACGGGGCAGAGUGUGUGGAUGAGGUCAAUGGAUAUUCCUGCGUUUGCCCAAAGGGCUAUAGUGGACAGCUUUGUGAAGUGCCAUCUACUCCGCUCUCUGCCUGUGAUCUGGCUGACUGUCAAAACAAAGCACACUGUGUGGAGUGGGGUGGCCAUCCACUGUGUCAGUGCCUGGCAGGAUUUGGUGGGCCACGAUGCGAAAAGUUGGUCAGUGUCAAUUUUGUGGACAGAGAUUCAUACCUGCUGCUCAGUGACCUGAAGAACUGGCCUCAGGCCAACAUCACUCUACAGGUGUCCACAGCAGAAGACAAUGGCAUACUUCUGUACAAUGGAGACAAUGACCACAUUGCUGUGGAGCUUCAUGAAGGUCAUGUUAAAGUCAGCUAUGACCCUGGAAGCCAACCAGGUCAUGCAAUCUACAGCACUGAGACCAUCAAUGAUGGGCAGUUCCACACCGUAGAACUGGUGACCUUUAACCAGAUGGUGAACCUUUCCAUAGAUGGUGGCAUACCAACAACCAUGGACAGCUUUGGCCAAGUGCAACCCUUGAGGGGGGAGGCUCCAUUAUACGUGGGGGGUAUGCCGGUCGAUGUCCACCCCACUGCACCCCGUGUAUGGCAGGUCCAAAACGGCUCCAGCUUCCAUGGCUGUAUUCAGAACCUUUACAUCAAUAAUGAGCUACAAGACUUUACUAAAACCCAGAUGAAACCUGGUGUGGUACCCGGGUGUGAGCCCUGCCGAAAGAUAUAUUGCCUUCAUGGCAUUUGCCAACCAAAUGGUCCCAUGGGCCCAGUUUGCCACUGUCAGACUGGGUGGAGUGGGCAACACUGCGACCAGCCAGCAAAUCCCUGCGUGGGCAACAAGUGUGUCCACGGGAAGUGUAUUCCAGUGGACAUGCAGUCAUACCACUGCGAAUGUCAGGAAGGUUUUCAUGGUUCCCUGUGCAACCAACAGGAAGAACUCUUUAACCCAUGCAGAAAGCUACAAUGCAAACAUGGUCACUGUCAGAUAUCCGAUUCAGGAGAUGCCUACUGUCAUUGUGAGGUCGGCUACAGUGGAGAGUUAUGUGACAAGGUGUCCGAAUGCCAUGGGGAGCCAGUGCGAGACUUCUACCAGGUGCAGCGUGGCUAUGCCAUCUGCCAGACCACACGCAUGGUGUCAUGGGUGGAGUGCAGCGGUGCCUGUGACACAGGCUCAUGCUGCACUAGCCAAAGGAUGAAACACAGGAAAUACACUUUUGAGUGUAGCGAUGGCACUUCCUUUAGUGAGGAGGUUGAAAAGACCAUCAAGUGUGGCUGUGUGGGGUGCAUGUAGAACCCAAACACUAGCAUCACUACCCCAUCACAGUCUGAUAGAGCUGCAGAAAGAGCCAUCACAAAUAAGAGAGUCAACAGAAUUUAAUAUCAUAAAUAUCUUUCAUUGGGUAUACAGACACCCCAACAUUUUGCCUGAAAUUUCAACCCCUUUUUUUCCUUUCACAUGGUCUCAGAAAGAUAAAAUAAAAUCAACUGUGCUGACAAGAAGGUGAGGAAGAUGGCCUCUGGCUUGUUUGCAAAAAGCAGGACAGUAAUGAACUAGUAGAGGAGAAUGAUGGUCUUUUUGCCCUCUCUGCUUUGCAGGACAUCUAUUUGUGCAGAUGAGGCUCAUGGUGAUGAAAGAAACAUCAAUAUUUGCACCAUGCCAGAAAAAUGUGAUAUACUGUAUAUGUGGGAGAAUUCCUCAACUACAUACAAAAACAUGCUGGUAAAAUAGAACAUGUUAAACCAGUAUAGAAAGAGUCAUGGAAUCACAUGCUGUCCUACCGGAUAUUUAUUACAAAUCUUUUGAAUUUAGACUGAAAGCAGAGUGUAAUGGGUGUUACAAGGGACCUCUGCAUGUGUCCCUGCCUCAGUUCCACUACAAAUAUGGAAUCAUUUAUGAACUACUUUGGGGUCAGAAAUACCCAGCAGCCUUUCAUUAAAGGUGCAAAGAGCUCCUGAUGCUCCUGGAAGGAAAGUUCUUUACAAUAUUUCGAAUUUUAGUAGAUAUAGAUAGUAAAAAAUGAGGUAAAACAAAGGAUUCUUUUAUUUGAUUGUCACUGAUCUGUUCCAUGGUGUUUAUCAUUCCAUUACUUCAAAUAGAGAACUAUAGAAUGUAAGAGAGAGCUGAAAUCGAAGCGGUAGACAGAUCUCCUCAAACAAUAAUUUGCUAAGAUGCAUGCUCAUUGUCAUGUCUGUAUUGUGGUUUAUAUUAGUUCUGCUGAGCAGAAAAUAGAAUGGCCCUAAUGAAAACACUGCUGUAAAUGUAAUGCCACUGCUAUUUUCAGAGUUGUGUUGGUGUUGAAACUGUAUAAGGGGUAAAAUAUAUCUAUGGGUUAUGACCACAACACUGUAUACGACUCUUAGAAGUGACCAUUUUCCCGUCCAUUGUAAUGAGUUCCCCUUUUCACGCUGUAAGAAUGCAGAAUAUGAAGUUCUCUUGUUAAUACCUACAGUAUUACCUCUGCAAAUUGCUGCAUUCACGAAAGGUUUGCAAAUUGACAUGGCAACCUCCAAGAAUUGUUGAAUAAGUUAAGACACAAAGAAGUGCAGUUUGGAUUUCAUCUAAUUAUGGUGGUUGUUUGUUUUUGCUUUGAUUUCAUUUUCCUAACUCCCUAGACCUUCACUUUAUACAGAAAUGCUUAACAGAUUCUAAUAUAUAUUUGUAUUUCAUUUUUGGUAUAGUAUUUUUAUAUGUUAAAGAAUACAUUUGUGUUUUCAGGAUUUUACUGUCAAACAGCAGUGUGACGUUUGGUUUUUAUUUGGUCAUUUAAUUCACUUGCUUAUACAGGCUACAGUGUUUUGUAACUGGCCAAAAAGCAUAGAUAAUUAUUAGCCUAUUAGCCUUAUUUUAAUAGGAGCCAGUGUCCAUUGUUUUGGAAGAGGUUUUUUAUAUUGUAAAUGUUGUCUUCCAUGUGAAUACUACAUUUCAUUCAUUUGAAAUAUCUGUGAUUUUGUCAUUUAUUUAUUUGAAGACCUUUCCAGAUAUAAAGCUUAAUUUUCAUUUAUGAAUAAUGAUUUUGAGUUAUGAAUAAAAUAGGAAAAAGUCAUUGUUACGGGGCAAUUGAGAUAGCAGUUUAAGGAGGUGAUUUGGGACAACGUACACAGCCUGAAAUUUCAAGCAUUUAAGCUUUAGGUGCUGGGAAAGAAAGUUCAAAGUUCAUAUAAUCACUAAAUGUGAUCAUUGCAGUGCUGAUACAUCAUUGGAAAGGGUUUGCAGGCUUUCUCUAAAGAUUUUUAUGGUCUCAGCUAAUCCUGUACCAGAGUCACAAACACCCUCUAGUCGAACAUUUAUUGUGAAAGAAGCUGUCUCUGUUCCAUACAGAACAUGCAAGAGCUUUUGAUGUUUAUCUUAAAAUGUUGCAUUUGUAUGACUUCAGGAUUUAUAGUUGACUAACUGCAGUUGAUCAGAAUGUAAGUAGCACCUCCAAAAUGUUUACUGAACCUCCUUUUCAUUCAUUAAAAUGUGUGAUUGUAUGUGUGUAACUGUCUAUGCCUGGUUUAUCAAAACCACAAUACAUUUUCAUUUAUUUAAUCGAAUAAUAAAAUAAUUGAAUAAUUACAGUAUCACAAGACUCACUAAAAGCUGCUCUGUGCUGUUUUCCCAAAAGCUGAAGUGCGUUAUUUAUCAGGUAACAUUUCAGCACUUCAUAAACAGACAGCACCCAUUAAGUAGAAUGUGAUGCGCAUCAUGGCACGUUCAUGUUGUGUUUUUUUUUUUUUAAACAGAAAAUGUUUGAAACCUCACGCAUGGAAAAUGCUCUUCAGAGCUAUAAUCCAUCUUAAUCGGGAAAUGCUCAAAACUCAAUAAAGCUCAAGACAAAAAAGACAUUUUCAAAUCUUUCAAAUCAAUACAAAUCUAAACAAUUUAUCAAUAAUUGCCAAGAAAAAUGCAUAAAGCUUAGAACAAGUUAAUUUACAUUUUUAUCCUUUUUCCAUUUACACAAACCAAAACCCAUAAAUAUCUAUCAUUGUGGUAAAUUAUUCAAGUCUGGUAUAUGGUGAGUAAUCUACAUUUUAGUUAGUUUAAAAAAAUCAAAGUAUAUUAAAAUAAUGCAAUUAUGAAACAUAGAUUAAGCAGACAAUGGAAGAAAAUCAUUAAAACAUUCCAGCUCUUACGGUUAUCACUCGUUGAAGUUAAUUACAUUAAAUUGAAUAACACUUCAGUACAAACUCGAGACUUUUCUUGUCUCCUUGAGUUUAUCCACAAAACACAUCGAAUCCAGCCCCUUGUUAAUGCUUGAUUAAUCUCAUUGCUCUGAACACAUUACUGUAAUUGCAUAGUCUUGAAAGUUUGUGGAUUAAAACAGAAAUAUCUUGUAAUUUCAAAGAUAAUGUCUUAACAUUUGGUUGUUUUUGUAUGUUUGAUCCCAUAACCCAUAAAUUAUUUCUCCCCACAGAUGACCCACUUGAGAAAUAAACAUGAUAUAAACUUGCUAUGCAUCCAUAUCUACCAUCUGAAUGGAAUGAACAAAAUGAAAUUGCAAACCACACCAAAAUGCAAAUAAUUUAAAUGUGCGUGCUCUUAAAAAAAAAAAAACAAUCAAAACAGGUAUACUACUAAUAAAUAAGAAAUUGCAAUACAAUUAAGGAGCACUCAGGGAUAAGCUGUAUACAUAUGAAAAUUAAGAAUGUGAUUAUGGCUUUUUUUAUUUAUAUCUAUGUGCAAAAGUAAUGAGGCAACCUCAAUUAGUGAUA
Messenger RNA from Myxocyprinus asiaticus (Chinese sucker), 8179 nucleotides. RefSeq names its product slit homolog 1a (Drosophila) (gene slit1a). The transcript has 37 exons. Lineage: Eukaryota; Metazoa; Chordata; Actinopteri; Cypriniformes; Catostomidae. Gene Ontology annotation, molecular function: Roundabout binding; calcium ion binding; heparin binding. The record is from RefSeq and is a predicted model, not a curated record. The coding region runs from base 189 to 4778 and encodes 1529 amino acids. Gene Ontology annotation, biological process: negative chemotaxis; axon guidance.